AUGUCCCAAUUUGGAGUAUGGGAUUAUACCAUUUUGGCCAUUGUCCUUGCCGUAUCGGCUGGCAUUGGUAUCUAUUAUCGUUUCACUGGAGGCAAGCAGAAAACCACCCGAGAAUAUCUUUUGGCCGAUCGUUCCAUGUCUGUGACCCCAGUGGCCUUUAGUUUAAUGGCUAGUUUUAUGUCGGCCGUCACCUUGCUGGGUGUAUCCGCCGAGAAUUAUCAAUAUGGCACCCAAUUUGUCAUCAUCAAUUUUUCCUAUGUGAUUGCCACCCCGAUUGCUGCCUAUUUGAUCCUGCCCGUUUUCUAUCGCCUGAAAACGGCCAGUGUUUAUGAAUAUUUGGAAUUGAGAUUUGGUUAUGCCACCCGGCUGUGUGCCUCCUUGGCAUUCUCGCUGCAAAUGAUUCUCUAUAUGGGCAUUGUGUUGUAUGCCCCUGCCUUGGCCCUGGAAGCGGUGACCGGGCUGAAUUUAGUCUUCUCCGUUAUUAUUGUGGGUGUGGUGUGUACCUUCUAUGCGACAUUGGGUGGCAUGAAAGCUGUCCUGGUAACCGAUAUAUUCCAAUCGUUGCUAAUGUUUGCCUCCAUCUUCGCCAUCAUCAUAUGGGCUGCGAUAAAAGCGGAAGGAUUUGGCGAGAUAUGGGAAACAGCCCGUGAAGGUGGUCGCCUGGAGUUCUUCAAUUUCAGUGUGGAUCCGACGACAAGGCAUAGUUUUAUUACACAACUGUUUGGUGGCAUGGCAACCUAUUUGGCCAUUUAUGGUGUCAAUCAGACCCAGGUGCAGAGGCUGCUUUCGGUGAGCACCUUGAAGAAAUCCGCAACGGCUUUAUGGUGGAGUUUACCAAUUUUGAUGUUGCUCAGUAUCUCCACCUGUUUUAGCGGCUUGUGUAUCUAUUGGUACUACAAAUCCUGUGAUCCUUUGCUGGAGGGUAGAAUAACAUCCCGCGACCAAUUGAUGCCCCUCUUUGUGGUGGACACCAUGGGCCAGAUACCAGGAAUUUCCGGGCUCUUUGUAUCGGGUAUGUUUUCUGCCAGCUUGUCCACCAUAUCCUCGGCAAUAUCAUCUCUGGCUGCUGUCACCUUGGAGGAUUACAUCAAACCCCUGGUUAGCUAUCGCAAGGGAGGAGAGGAGCUAAGUGAUGCCCGAACCACUUUCUAUUCGAAGUUGUUGUCCAUAAUUUAUGGUGGUGUGUGUUUGGGUUUGGCCUUCUUGGCCGGGUCAAUGGGAGGUCUACUCCAGGCAGCCUUAUCCAUUUUUGGCAUAAUUGGUGGUCCUCUGCUGGGGCUCUUCACCUUGGGCAUGUAUUUCCCCAGAGCCAAUCAAAGGGGUGCUUUGGCGGGUUUGGCCCUCAGCUUGGCGUUUUCAUUUUGGAUUGGUUUCGGGCAACCAAGGCCACCGAUUAAAAGUCUACCUCUCGAAACUGAUGGCUGCCCCAAUAACGCCCUAUUUAAUACCACCCACAUUGGUGAGGUGUUUUACAAUCUCGGCAAAGCGGAGGAGGUGGCCCCCAAAGAAGACUCCGAUUACUUCUAUCUCUAUCGCAUCUCUUAUAUGUGGUAUGCCGUAUUGGGUUUCUUCAUUACCCUGAUCGUUGGUUGGAUCUGUUCAUGGCUAUUUGAAAAGCUGCAAUGGGCCAACAACAACCAAAUCUAUACGGACACAUCAAGGACCCUUGUAAAAUAUGAUCUCUUUGUGCCGCCCAUUGCCAAGAGGAUACGACAAAAACAAAUGCCCUUGGUUGUGGUCACAGCCAGUUCGGAAAUUGGUGGAAAUUCUUCGAGGACGCCAAGCUUUGUGGAAGAGGAUUCGACGACGGCGUCGACGGGUAAUAAUUUAACUAAAACUUAUACGAGAUCUACGGAAUUAAAUGAAAUUGAGGAGGAUAAUGGACCUACUCAUCGGCAGGAGGAGGGGAAGCAUGAAGAGUUGAAUGCAAGUCGAAAAAGUUCUACAAGCAGUGGUAAAGGCAGCAUGGAGGAGCAUGAUCAUACGCCGCCGCAGCAUCAACAACAAAAUAACUCCACACAAAAAUGUUCCGAAUGA
Molecule: messenger RNA, 2037 nt
Organism: Musca vetustissima
Lineage: Eukaryota; Metazoa; Arthropoda; Insecta; Diptera; Muscidae
Product: putative sodium-dependent multivitamin transporter
Exons: 1
Coding region: 1-2037 (678 amino acids)
Biological process (GO): sodium ion transport; transmembrane transport
Cellular component (GO): membrane
Molecular function (GO): symporter activity
Source: RefSeq, a predicted model, not a curated record